Messenger RNA from Histoplasma capsulatum G186AR, 1770 nucleotides. RefSeq names its product amidase. The record is from RefSeq and is a predicted model, not a curated record. The transcript has 4 exons. Lineage: Eukaryota; Fungi; Ascomycota; Eurotiomycetes; Onygenales; Ajellomycetaceae. Bases 1 to 1770 code for a protein of 589 amino acids.
AUGUUGGCCCCCUUUGAGUACUUUCAUCAGCGACGAAUAAGAAACCUUAAAAGAGAGCAACGCGCACAGCGCAUAGCCAGUCUUCCAGCUGCCUACCAUUCUGCAUUCACUGCCUUCGACAGAUCCGUAAUCGAUAAGCCCAUUGAGGAGCUGGUCCAAGAUGUGCACAAGGGUAUCGUCUCGCCAAUCCAGAUCCUACAGACUUACGGCAAGGUUGCAGUGAAAGCGCAGGAGAAGACAAACUGCAUAACAGAACUGCUGCUACCAGAAGCUGAAGAGUGGGCGAAAUCAGAGAUAAAUCCCAAGGGUCCCCUAGCGGGUAUUCCUGUCUCAUUAAAGGAUUCAUUGCAGGUUAAAGGCUUUGAUAUCAGCUUGGGCUACGCUCGGCUUGCGAAUAAGCCAUAUCAAGAGGAUGGAGGGGUUGUACGGUUGUUGAAGGAUGCGGGUGCAAUUCCAUAUGCAAAAACUAAUUUGCCAGUGACAUUAUUAUCUUUUGAAUCUGAUAAUCCCGUAUGGGGCCCUUGUUUGAACCCCCAUGUCCCUCAGUAUUCUCCCGGCGGCUCUACUGGAGGUGAAGCCGCGCUACUCGCAUUGGGUGGGCGGAUAGGUAUCGGUUCGGACGUUGCUGGAUCUGUCCGUGUACCAGCAGCAUGGAGUGGGAUUUACUCCCUGCGUUGCAGCACUGGUCGGUGGCCAAAGGCUGGCAUCAACACUAGCAUGGCAGGACAGGAAGGGGUUCCGAGUGUCUUUAGCCCAAUGGCACGAACGCUGAAUGAUUUGACGUAUUUCACUCGAGCAGUCAUUGGCAUGCAGCCAUGGAAAUACGAUAAUUCUGUCCAUCCGAUUUCGUGGAGAGACGAGAUGGAGAAGGACGCAAGGUCAAAGAAAUUGAAGAUUGGAGUUAUGAAGUCUGAUGGAGUCGUCCCACCCACGCCUGCCAUCGCACAUGCCAUCGACACUACCGCCUCUGCCCUCUCCGCCGCUGGCCACAUCCUCAUCAACAUCACACCGCCAGCAACCGCCAGCCCGCUCAUCGGUCUUCGCCUCGCCUCCCUCCUCUUAAACUCCGACGGCUGCGUGACCUUUAACUCCCACUUCCUUGCUGGAGAAUAUAGCGAUCCCGGCGCCGCCCAACUAACCAAAUACGCCCAACUCCCUCGGCCCCUCCGUUACAUUUACUACCUCUACGUCCGCUAUAUCAAACGCGACAGCACCUGGGCCUACCUACUCAAGGACUUCGGCCACAAGAGUAGCGCCGAACUAUGGAAGCUCGUUGCCCAACGCGAAGCCUUCCGUACCGCCUGGCACAAAUGGUGGAGCUCACCAGAACAAAGCUACGACUUCAUCCUGUGUCCCGUCAAUGCGACACCCGCUUUACCACACGGCGCUAUGAAAGACGCCGUUUCAUCCUGCGGCUACACCUUCCUCUGGAAUCUGCUCGAUUACUCCUGCGGUGUGAUGCCCGUCAGCCGCGUGGAUAGGAUAGCUGACGCGAUCGAACCGUCGCCAACAAAGAGUGCCAGCCAGAAGCGGAAUGCAUAUAAGCGCGUAUUGAAGGUGGCUGGGGCGGAUAACGCGGUUGCGCGGGGUGCGUGGAAGCAUUACGACUCGGAGAAAAUGCAUGGAUUGCCUACUGCGGUGCAGAUUGUUGGGAGGAGGUGGGAGGAAGAGAAGGUUCUGGGGUUCAUGGAGGCGGUGGAGAGGGCGCUGGAGGAAUAUGAGGGCCCGCGUGGGGAGGGGGGAAAGUACCAGUUGUUAGAGGUUGAAUGA